CCGUCCAUCCUUUCCUUCCUUCCCCCGUCGUCUCCGAUCUCUUCCUAGGGUUUCCAGGGGGCUCAUGGAAAUUAUUUGAUCUUGCUGUGGUACCAGAAGUGGUGUAAUCUUGGAUAUCUAGGUCGAUCUGUUGCUUUCUUGAGCAUCUUGAACGUUUGUUUCUUGAAUUAUGCGAACUUCAUGGGCAGAUGCAGUUGCGACGGCCGACAGCUCGGCGGCCGCGACUAGCGCUUCCCCCAGCAACGUUGCCGCCGUCUCCGUCGCGCCCUCUCGCGGUGGUGGCCGUGCUGCCUACGUCCCUCCCCAUCUCCGCAACCGUCAGUCGUCUUCUGAGUCCCCCGCGCCGUCUCCUGCCGCGGGUCCUUCGGGUGCUGGACAGCCGCCUGCCUUCGCUGCCCCCUCUCCUGCUGGUGGAAGCCGCUGGGGCGGUGGCCCCAUCCGUGACGUCGGUCGUCCUGGUUCCGCCGGAGGUAGAGGUGGAGGCGGUGGCCGACACUCAAGAAUUGGUGGGUGGGACCGGAGGGAGCGCGAGGCUAACCCUUUUUCUAACGAUGAUGAUACGACUGAAGCCGAUUUUGAUAGUCAGGAGACUUCCGGGAUCAAUUUUGAUGCCUACGAGGACAUCCCUGUCGAGACCAGCGGUGAGAAUGUGCCCCCGCCUGUAAACACAUUCGCCGAGAUUGAUUUGGGUGAUGCACUGAAUGAGAAUAUUAGACGGUGCAAGUAUGUGAAGCCAACCCCUGUCCAGCGUCAUGCAAUCCCAAUUUCCCUUGGAGGGAGGGAUCUCAUGGCCUGUGCUCAGACUGGGUCUGGAAAGACUGCGGCUUUCUGCUUCCCGAUAAUAAGUGGGAUCAUGAGAGGGCCAUCUGGACCAAGGCAAAGGGGAUCAAGAACCGUCUAUCCUCUCGCACUGAUUUUGUCGCCUACCCGCGAGCUCUCUAUCCAAAUACAUGAGGAGGCUAGGAAAUUUGCUUAUCAGACUGGUGUCAGGGUGGUUGUUGCCUAUGGUGGAGCUCCAAUCAAUCAGCAGUUGCGGGACUUGGAAAGGGGUGUUGAGAUUCUUGUGGCAACUCCUGGCCGUCUGGUAGAUUUGCUUGAGCGAGCUCGAGUGUCAUUGCAACAUAUUAGAUAUUUGGCAUUAGAUGAGGCCGAUAGAAUGCUUGAUAUGGGCUUUGAGCCACAAAUUAGGAGAAUUGUUGAACAAAUGGACAUGCCUCCACGAGGUCAAAGGCAGACUAUGCUGUUCAGUGCCACAUUUCCAAAGGAGAUACAGAGAUUGGCUUCUGAUUUUCUUAAUAAUUACAUCUUUCUCGCUGUUGGAAGAGUUGGUUCUAGUACUGAUUUGAUUGUCCAGAGAGUGGAGUUUGUACCUGAGUCAGACAAAAGAAGCUACCUUAUGGACCUUCUUCAUGGCCAAAGAGAUACUGGCGUCCAUGGAAAGCAAGCACUCACUUUGGUCUUUGUGGAGACAAAAAGAGGAGCUGAUUCAUUGGAACACUGGCUGUGUAUGAAUGGGUUUCCUGCAACUACUAUUCAUGGGGAUAGGACUCAGCAGGAAAGAGAGCAUGCUCUGAGAUCUUUUAAGAGCGGCGCAACUCCGAUUCUAGUUGCAACUGACGUAGCAGCCCGUGGGCUGGACAUACCCCAUGUGGCACAUGUUAUAAAUUUUGAUCUCCCCAAUGAUAUCGACGACUAUGUACACCGUAUUGGAAGGACUGGCAGAGCUGGAAAGACAGGUAGAGCCACUGCUUUCUUCAACGAGAGCAAUUCAUCUUUGGCAAGGGCAUUGACAGAACUUAUGCAAGAAUCAAACCAGGAGGUGCCAGAUUGGCUUGCUCGCUUUUCCACAGCUCAUUCUUAUGGUGGCAGUGGCAGACACCGGAGAACCGGUGGAGCCCGCUUUGGUGGUCGUGACUUCAGGAGAGACUCCACCUUUAGCAGGGGUGGCGGUGGAGAUUACGGAUAUGGAGGAGGGUCCUAUGGGGCAUCCUCAGGAUACGGUGGCAGUUCAGUGGCGACAAGCGCCUGGGAUUAGUGUCCCUAUAGUUCUCCAACCAGCUUAGCUUUAGACCUCCUUUCUUUCUAGGAAGAUAUUUUUGAUAGGCUUCCACACGAUAUAGGAUUCAUGUAGUUGGUAAUUUGCUCCCGGCUAUGUUUUCUGCUCAUUCACUAUUCUCCCCUCUAAUUGGUUCCCCCACUGCAGGGCUUAUCCUC
This is a messenger RNA of Musa acuminata subsp. malaccensis (wild Malaysian banana), 2214 nucleotides long. Its product is annotated as DEAD-box ATP-dependent RNA helicase 37. The record is from RefSeq and is a predicted model, not a curated record. Gene Ontology annotation, molecular function: RNA helicase activity; ATP binding; RNA binding. Lineage: Eukaryota; Viridiplantae; Streptophyta; Magnoliopsida; Zingiberales; Musaceae. Gene Ontology annotation, cellular component: nucleus.